Molecule: messenger RNA, 2904 nt
Organism: Chelonoidis abingdonii (Abingdon island giant tortoise)
Lineage: Eukaryota; Metazoa; Chordata; Testudines; Testudinidae
Gene: BNC1
Product: basonuclin zinc finger protein 1
Biological process (GO): regulation of transcription by RNA polymerase I
Cellular component (GO): nucleus
Source: RefSeq, a predicted model, not a curated record
CGAUGCACUCUGGUGAACUGUAGUUGUCUGUGUUUCAAACCUGGAAAAAUAAACCGACGACAAUGUGACCAGUGUCGACAUGGAUGGGUAGCACAUGCCCUGAGCAAAUUAAGGAUCCCCAACCUGUAUCCAACAAGCCAGGUAGAGAUAGUACAAUCCAAUGUGGUCUUCGAUAUCAGUAGCCUCAUGCUGUAUGGAACCAAAGCCAUUCCUGUCCGCCUUAAAAUCCUGCUAGAUCGUCUUUUCAGUGUCCUGAAGCAAGAAGAGGUAAUACAGAUUCUCCAUGCACUGGAUUGGACACUGCAGGAUUAUAUACGUGGAUAUGUGCUACAGGAUGUUUCAGGAAAGGUGCUGGAUCACUGGAGCAUAAUGACCAGUGAAGAAGAACUGGCUACUUUGCAGCAGUUUCUUCGCUUUGGAGAAACUAAAUCCAUUGUAGAGCUAAUGGCAAUUCAAGAGAAAGAAGGGCAGUCAAUUAUAAUACCUACAACAACGACUAAUUUAGAUAUUAGGGCAUUUAUAGAAAGUUGCAAUCAAAGAGGUCCUAGUAUUUCUUCUUCCAUGGACAAAAUGAGCCCUGCCAACAUUCAUCACUUUGAGAACAUUGUAAAUAACAUGGCUUUCAUGCUGCCUUUUCAGUUUUUCAGUCCAGUGCCUCCACCUUUGAUAGGUUCACCACCAGAAAGACAUUUGCUUGAGCAAGGUCAAGACCGCAGCAAUGAAACUAAACAAGAUGUUCAGAUACCAUUUUCUGAAAGCAGCUUCUUAAUUUCCAGUUCUACUUUAUUUCAAGUUGAAAACGAGAGGAGCAUAAACAGCCCAGAUGCCACUACUAACACAGAAGAUGAUGCCCCUUUAAGUGAUUCUAGCUCACAUAAUACAAUAACAAAGCUUGAAAGGACAGAGUUAUCUCCAGAAAAUAAAAUGAAAUCUACUGAAAAAAAUGGCAUUGGGCCUAGAAAAGGACGAGUUUUCUGCACUGCCUGCGAAAAGACAUUUUAUGACAAAGGAACUCUGAAGAUCCACUAUAAUGCUGUUCAUCUGAAGAUCAAACACAAAUGCACAAUUGAAGGCUGCAAUAUGGUGUUUAGUUCUUUGCGAAGUCGAAAUCGUCAUAGCGCAAACCCCAACCCAAGACUCCAUAUGCCAAUGAACAGAAACAACAGAGAUAAAGACCUGAGGAACAGUUUGACUAUCGCUGGACCUGAAGAAACUAGAAGGACGGACUUUACCAUUUUAACCCCAGAUAGCAGACCUAUUAUCAGCUAUGUCAGCCAUUGCACAGAUUCAAAGGUGCAAUCCAGUUUUCCCAGUAUUGGACAGAACGGUGUUCUCUUUCCAAACUUAAAGACAGUUCAGCCAGUUCUUCCUUUUUAUCGCAGUCCAGUUACGCCAGCUGAGCUUGCCAAUACCCCAGGCAUACUCCCUUCUCUACCUCUCAUUUCUUCAUCAAUACCUGAGCAGCUGGUUGCUAAAGGAUUGCCAUUUGAUGCACUACCCAAGAAAAAAUCCCGUAAAUCGAGCAUGCCCAUCAAAAUAGAGAAAGAAGCUGUUGAGACAGCUAAUGAAAACAGCAACCUUGCCAGCUCAGAAGAUGAUACACCUCUGCAGGUGGUAAGUGAUGGAGAACUGGAGACCUGUGAGCAUAGGAUUGAAAAGCAGAUGAGUGGCAGGGUGGAAAAGCACCCCAUUUCAGGUAAUUCAUGGAAAUCUCUCUCUGGGGUAGAGGGCCCAAAAUAUUUUGAUUCUGUCAUUGAGCCAAAUAACAAAUACAUCAAGGAAACCUCUGAGAAUGAAUUGGAUAACUCUAAGAGAGAGGUUACGCCAGAAGAAAACCAAGCAUUAAAAAUAGCUUCUCAUGAAAUGGUGUCUGAAGAUCCAGAACAAUACCACAGUGAUCAGUCAAAGCACCGGAUUCCUAAUAAUGAUUGCACUGAAUUGCCCCACCACUUGCUAACUGGGGGCCUUUUCAGUGCUUUGUCAAACAGGGGUGCUGCUAUUCCUUGUUUAGAAGAUUCUAAAGAUAUGGAUCAUAUCAGUCAACAUACACUAGGGAUUCAGAAGGCAGAAAGCCGCUUUCAUUGUGACAUCUGUAAGAAGACAUUUAAAAACCCUUACAGUGUAAAAAUGCAUUAUAAAAAUGUACAUCUGAAAGAAAUGCAUAUUUGCACAGUUGAGGGUUGUAAUGCUGCUUUCCCUUCUCGUAGAAGUCGAGACAGACAUAGUUCAAAUUUAAAUCUUCAUCAUAAGCUUCUGACCAAAGAUACAGUGGAAUUUAAGGACAACUAUUUCAAUGCAACAUACCUCUUGAAAGACAUGGCUAAGGAGGUUUGUCAAGAUAUUUCUUUAAAACAACAUGUUGGACAGACUUCUGUAAUCUUCAAAGGAAUGAACAGAACAGGCAGCUUGGUUUUUCCACUGAGCAAAAUCAGAGAACCUUGUUCUGAGAAUUAUGGAUAUGAUCCAAUGAAUGAUGGUGCUGUUCUGGAUUUAAGCACUACUUCCAGCAUUAAGUCUGAGAGCAGUGCACAUACCUCUUGGGAUUCUGAUGGAGGAAGCGAAGAAUGCAUCAUGCCUUUGGAUGAUAGCGAUGAAAGUUGUGAAGGGCCAAGCUUAAUACCCAAUGAAGAACUCUACCCGGACUGUAGUGUAAUUGAGAAGGCUAAUCAAAGCUUUACAAAUUUACCUUCCAGUUUGCCAAUAACUUGUCAUAUAUGCCAAAAAAAUUACAGUAAUAAAGGAACCUUCAGGGCCCAUUACAAAACUGUGCAUCUCCGCCAGCUCCACAAAUGUAAAGUCCCAGGUUGCAACACAAUGUUUUCAUCUGUCCGCAGUCGAAACAGGCAUAGUCAGAAUCCCAACUUGCACAGAAGUCUGACCAGAUCACCAAAUAGCCUCCAGUAA